AUGUCGAACACAGUUAACAAAGGUCCCAAUGUCGAGGAAGCUCGGGGAAACGAGAAAGCUCGGCAUGAGACAACAGCUGCUCACGCGCAGGCUGAAGCACCAAACGCCCGUGCUGCACAUCAAGUGGAACAGAACGCAGAGCACGUUCAACAAGCAGCAACCAAAGCAGCUCAGGCUGCACAGGGAAUGGGAUCUGAGCUGACAGGAGAAAGAGACACUAGUACUGCCUUUGAAGUCUUUAAACGCGAAGCGGCUCAGAAGACGAACGCCGCAGCCUCCGAAGGGCAGAGAGAUUUCCAUAUGGCCAAUAAUCCCAGCGCAAGUUAUUUAGACCAGGCAAAGACAUUCGCGGAGAGUGUUGCCACUUCUGCUCAGGACUAUCUUCACAGUAGCACAGACCCGCAAGCCACUUCGAACAAGACAGGAGGAGAUGGCACAUCAUCAUUGCAGACGUCGGCAUCAUCUGCUGUUGGAACCGCUCAGCGGUACUUUGCAUCUGCACAAGCCGCCGCUCAACCGCACAUUGACGUUGCACGGUCCACUAUGCAACCACGGGUCGAGAAAGCACGCCAGACAGCGGAAAGCUACCUCGGGAUGCACUCUGGUACCUCGCAUUCUGAUGCGGUCACCCCGCCAUCAACUGCGCACCUGACCACCGAAACGCCCUUGAGUGGUAAAGGUGUUACGGGUACGCCUAACGCAUCUACAACAACCACUGCUGCCGGUGCAGAUGAGAGAAAGCUGGAGCCUGAGUCAGAUGUCGCGUAG
Molecule: messenger RNA, 768 nt
Organism: Suillus subaureus
Lineage: Eukaryota; Fungi; Basidiomycota; Agaricomycetes; Boletales; Suillaceae
Exons: 4
Coding region: 1-768 (255 amino acids)
Source: RefSeq, a predicted model, not a curated record